Olea europaea var. sylvestris is the source of this 2951-nucleotide messenger RNA. Its product is annotated as cytochrome P450 CYP749A22-like. The transcript is spliced from 5 exons. Bases 1 to 1530 code for a protein of 509 amino acids. The record is from RefSeq and is a predicted model, not a curated record. Gene Ontology annotation, molecular function: iron ion binding; monooxygenase activity; oxidoreductase activity, acting on paired donors, with incorporation or reduction of molecular oxygen. Lineage: Eukaryota; Viridiplantae; Streptophyta; Magnoliopsida; Lamiales; Oleaceae.
AUGAUCAGUCUUUUCUCAAUCUGUCUGUUCUUCAUUCUAUUAAUUCCAGUAAGAUUUCUCUACAAUUUAUGGUGGAUUCCGUUUCGUGUGAAAAAUAUACUGCAAUCGCAAGGACUUAAAGGCCCUGCUUAUAAAUUCAUCCAUGGAAACACGAAAGAGAUUAUCGAGAUGAAGAAACAAGCCAGAAGCAGUCCCAUGGAUGUGUCAUCGCACGACAUAUAUCCCCGAAUCCACCCUCACCUGUACUUAUGGAUGAAGUUAUAUGGUCAGAAUUUUAUUAUGUGGGAUGGUGCUAGACCUCAAAUUGUUGUUUCUGAACCUGAGCUGGUUAAAGAAAUCCUGAUCAAUAAAGAAGGUAAAUAUGGAAAAAUUAAACCCGGACGUUAUUUGAAUAAGUUGUUAGGGGAAGGAAUAGUUAUAGCAGAAGGUGAAAAAUGGUCAAAGUUGCGGAAACUGGCCAACCAUGCUUUCCACGGAGAGAGUUUAAAGGAUAUGGUUCCAUCGAUGAUCGCAAGCGUGGACACUAUGUUGGAGACAUGGAGAAAAUAUGAAGGCAAAGAGAUUGAUGUGGGCGAGCAAUUUAGGUUUCUGACCUCAGAUGUAAUAUCGAGGACUGCUUUUGGUAGCAGUUACUUGGAAGGGAGAAAAGUAUUUGAGACGCUAACAAAACUAUGUGUUAUAAUAUCCAGAAAUGCUCACAAGAUUCGAUAUUUUGGCAUCGAAAAACUCAUUCGAUCGCAGAACGACGUUGAAGCAGACGAAACUGAGCAAUUGCUCCACGAUUCCAUCAUGGCAAUAGUGAAGAUGAGAGAAGACGAAGUAAAGGCAGGUCGAGCAGAUAGCUUUGGAACUGAUUUUCUUGGAUCGCUCCUAAAAGUUCAUCAUGACAUGGAUAAGAAAAACAGAAUAUCAGUAGUUGAUCUUAUUGAUGAAUGCAAGACAUUUUAUUUUGCUGGACAAGAAACAACUUAUAGUUUACUAUGUUGGAGUAUUCUUCUUCUUGCGAUUCACACAGAUUGGCAAGAGAGAGCAAGAAAAGAGGUGCUUGAACUAUUCGGACAAGAAAAUCCAAACUCAGAGGGCAUUGCAAGACUGAAAACUGUGACCAUGAUUAUUUAUGAAACUCUAAGGCUAUAUAGCCCUGUUGUGGCUAUUUCACGACACAUACAUAGGAAUGUCCAAUUGGGGAAAUACGAACUUCCAGGUAAUAUGGAUUUGAUUAUUCCAACUCUGGCACUCCAUCGUAAUUUUGAAAUAUGGGGUGAAGAUGCUCAUCUUUUCAAACCGGAGAGAUUUGCAGAAGGAUCGGCUAAAGUUGGAAAUAUUAACUCCAUGGCAUACCUUCCAUUUGGUUAUGGACCUCGAGCGUGUGUGGGCUUAAACUUUGCGGCUAAUGAAGCUAAGAUUACACUCUCGAUGAUCCUUCAACGUUAUAAGUUCUCAUUAUCUCCAAAUUACGUUCAUGUACCUUUCCAGGUACUCACGGCUCAGCCUGAAAAAGGUGUUCAGGUCUUGCUCCAUUCAUUGUGAGUUGUAGCAGUUGAUAGUAAGAUCCAUCUUGAACAGGUUUCAUGGAAACAAUCUUAAGUUAUGAGCAAUUGGAAAUUUUAUCAGUUCAUGGCUUAGAUUUUGAGAGAUUCCUGAGUCAGAACUACUGGAUAACUAACGAGUGUCAACAGGAUAUACUCGAAUUAUAUAUUUUUAAAUAAUGAUUGCAUGCUUUCAAUCAAUAAUUUCCUUGAGAUCACAAUUAUUCUUUAAUUUUCUGCACUGUGACCGUGGAUGAGAAUGAGCAUGUGAAACAUAUUUUCAUGAUUCCAAUUUUGGCUUCACUCGAAAUAUAUAAGAUUGAUACCCAGAAAAUGCAUCACCGACAGCAAAAUGAGAAACAUGAUAUUGAUCGUAAUCCCAUGUCCUCAACAAUAUUUUGUUAAACUGAAGUGAUUGAGUUUUGCUUCUAAAGCAAUAUGGCCUUCAACAUUCUUUUUAGUACUUUAAUUGCUGUACUCAAGUCAGAUUAGAAGCUGAUACUGUUGCUUCUUCGUUAAUCCUAAUGAAAGUUAACGAUUAUCUAUGCUGAAGGAUUAACUAAAGUGCUUGAAGUCCUCCUACCUUCCUUCUCUUGAGCUUAAUAGUUGUGCUACCAAUAUUAUAUCAUCUUCUUUGUCUGCACAGUUAUUUGCCUUUGGUCUCUCGUCUAGGUUCAUCCUAGACUCUGGCCUCCUCGCCUUAGUCUCUUCGGCACUGUGCUUGUGGCUCUGUGCUUGCGUGACAACUCUGUGGAGUAUGGUGCAUGUGUCUGCACAGUUGUUGCCUUAACAGCUUUGGCCUUCCCGUUGUUGGGACUUGAUGAUCAUACUUGAAAAUGUAAGAUGUGGUUUAUGGUACUGGCCUUAACCAAAUGCCUCUAGCAUUAGUUCCUCGACUGGACAGACUUUUUCUAUAGUGUCCUUUGACAAACAUCGUAUUCUUUACCAAUCUUCACCAUAUGCCCGCAGUCUUAGUUCCUUGACUGCAGUACUCAUUCCACAGUGCCCCUGACACAUAUUGAAGCAAAAUCCCACAGUCAAACCAACGGUUUCCAUUCACUCUGCAGAGAACUUGAAGGUAAUUGACUUCUUUCUGUUCAGUUUCAACAAAUCAAAUUUGAAAAAAUAAAUACUCUUUGUUCAUUCUCAUGGUUACUGCGAUCAUUGCGAGUGUUGAAAGUAUGCUCGAAAAAGGGAGGGAUUAUGAAGGCAAAGAAAUUGAUGUAUGCAAAGAAUUCUUGGCUUUGGGUUCAGAAGUGAUUUCCAAGACAGCUUUUCAAAGCAGUUACUUGGAAGGGAACACGGUUGGGCUUCAUCGUUAUGAAAAGCGCUGAAAAGUUUCGAUUUCCUGGCAUCGAGAAAUUUUCCAGCUCUAUAUUUAAACAUAGUGUUGAACUACUUCAAAUUAGUACAUAAUCUUCA